Molecule: messenger RNA, 1093 nt
Organism: Rhipicephalus sanguineus (brown dog tick)
Lineage: Eukaryota; Metazoa; Arthropoda; Arachnida; Ixodida; Ixodidae
Product: zinc finger protein 135-like
Exons: 4
Coding region: 158-1093 (311 amino acids)
Biological process (GO): regulation of transcription by RNA polymerase II
Molecular function (GO): RNA polymerase II cis-regulatory region sequence-specific DNA binding; DNA-binding transcription factor activity
Source: RefSeq, a predicted model, not a curated record
GUAUUAUGCAUGAAUUGCAUUGCUUUCCUCUGCUCCCUGUGGCUUUGCAGGUUCCUUGUCUUCGGCAUCCCAGGAGCAGUACCAUUCACUUGUGUCCGUACAAGGCGAACUGCAUUCCUGUUGUCAGUGCACCUAUGUGACUAAGGAGAAGGGAAACAUGCAAAGACACCUUUGUAAACAUACGGGCGAGCGUCCCUUCCAGUGCCACCUGUGUCCAGCUGCAUUCUCUCAGAACUCUAACCUCACAAGGCACAUUCGCACCCACACAGGAGAGCGUCCCUUUUCCUGUGGAAACUGCAGUGCAUCCUUUUCGCAUAAACGGAGCCUCAACGACCACAUGCGCACCCACACGGGGGAGCGCCCCUUUUCCUGUGACAACUGCAGUGCAUCCUUUUCGCGGAAACAUCACCUCAACGACCACAUGCGCACCCACACGGGGGAAUGCCCCUUUUCCUGUGUCCACUGCAGUGCAUCCAUUACGCAUGAAAACAGCCUCACCCGCCACAUGGGUUCCUUGUCUUCGUCAUCCCAGCAGCAGUACCAUUCACUCGUGUCUUUUCAAGUUGGACUGCAUUCCUGCUGGCAGUGCACCUAUGUGACCAAGAAGAGUGGACACAUGCAAAGACACCUUUGUAAACAUACGGGCGAGCGCCCCUUCCAGUGCCACCUGUGUCCAGCUGCAUUCUCUCAGAACUCGGAUCUCACAGGGCACAUUCGCACCCACACAGGAGAGCGUCCCUUUUCGUGUGACACCUGCAGUGCAUCUUUUUCAUGUCAAAAGAACCUCGUGAAGCACAUGCGCACCCACACGGGGGAGCGCCCGUUUUCCUGUUCCUUGUCUUCGGCAUCCCAGGAGCAGUACGAUUCACUCGUGUCCUUUCAAGGUGGACUGCAUUCCUGUCGUCAGUGCACCUAUGUCACCAUGGUUCCUUGUCUUCGGCAUCCCAGCAGCAGUACUAUUUACUCGUGUUCUUUCAAGGUGGAUUGCAUUCCUGCCGGCAGUGCACCUAUGAGACCAAGAACAGUGGACACAUGCAAAGACACCUUUGUAAACAUACGGGCGAGCGCCCAUUCCAGUGCCACCUGUGUCUAG